AUGGCCAACGAUGACGAGACCAUCCAACUACUGCGAAAUGCGGCUGCGGACCGAAAGAAGCAUUUACGACCUGAUCAGUGGCUGCAGCCUAUCCGCACCGACGAAAGCGAUUUGAUCACUCCUAGGGAGGACUCUGAAUGCUCAAGCUCGAUAAGUCCCGGCAGCACCAUUCCCACGAUCGAGAAGCCCAAGAAACUAUGUCGAAACUACUGCUUGCGAGGGUUCUGCAACAAGUUUCCUUGUGAGUAUCGCCAUGAUGCUUCCAAGACUGCGUUGUGCUCCGCGGCGGCGAUGGGACUACGUUGCUCGGUCACCUUGAGUCCCAUGAAACAAUGCUUGCUGCAGCACACCCCGACCCCUCACAACCUCUACCACUGUGUCUUCUUCCUCCAAGGACUGUGCGUCAACCUGGAUUGCUCCUUCCUUCACCGUCCGGUCGAUGCAGAUGCUUUGGCUUGUCACGAGUUCGCUACGAUUGGCUACUGUGAGGCGGGCUCUAGCUGCAAAGAGGUCCAUGUCCAACCCUGUUCGUCCGCUUCUACCGAUGACUGUGGUCAUUGGACCUGCAAGCUGGUGCGUCCACGACCACAGAAGAAGAAGCCGACAGAUACGAUUGGGAAGGACUCUGAGCCGGAAAGACUUCUGGGCGGUGGCAAGUCGUCAAUGACCACAGACCGGUUCGUCAAGGCGCUCGCGGAGGAGGACUUCGUCGGCCCUGUCAAGGUUCAGACGGGACAGGCUCUAGCAGAGGAUGCUUUCGCUCCGAAUCAGGAUUCGAUCUUGUUCGAGUGA
Messenger RNA from Cyphellophora attinorum, 792 nucleotides. Its product is annotated as Zinc finger CCCH domain-containing protein. NCBI's taxonomy places the organism in Eukaryota, Fungi, Ascomycota, Eurotiomycetes, Chaetothyriales, Cyphellophoraceae. The transcript is spliced from 3 exons. Gene Ontology annotation, molecular function: metal ion binding. The coding region runs from base 1 to 792 and encodes 263 amino acids. The record is from RefSeq and is a predicted model, not a curated record.